AAUUAUUUUAAAUUAGUGAGGACAUCAACAUGUUUUGGUUAUUGAUUGUGUUGGUCGGCUGCAUGUAUUUCGUGUGUUAUAAACAGAAAAUGAAGAAAUUUGAGGAGUUAUCUAAGAAAUUACCAGGGGAGCUGCCUAGAAUGCCCGUGGUUGGCCAUGCGCACUACCUGGCCGGAAGCGACGAAGACAACAUGAAAGUCAUUCAAAGGGCGGGAAGGAUAGCGGUGAAACGCGACGGCCUUGCAACCUUCUGGAUGGUCCAUAAACUGUACCUUACUGUGGCCGAUCCUGUAGUCGCAGAACUUUUGCUAAAAUCGCAUCUAGAAAAAGACAGUUCAAUGGAGUGCUUAAAAUUCCUUGUCGGUAAUGGAAGCAUUUAUGCACCAGUUUCCAUUUGGCGGCCUCGCCGCAAGAUCUUGGCUCCAACCUUCAACAUCAAGAAACUGAAUCGUUUUGUGGACGUGUUCGCUAAUCAGAGUGCUGUGAUGGUGAACAAACUGAAACCAUUAGCUGGGAAAGGGUCGUUUCCCGUUUGGAAGUUCCUGACUGGCUACACCUUUCACUCUGUUUGUGAAACUACACUAGGCGUGCAUACUAACGCUGAUGAGGACAAACUGUUCAUUGAACCCUUCGAAGAAGUUGUGGAGCAAAUGACGUGGCGCAUGCUGCAGCCCUGGUUGCACCCGGACUGGAUAUAUCGGCUACUCCCCCAGUACAGAAAGGCGGACAAAUGCAGACGUGAUAUGUACCAAUUUGUUGACAAGAUUAUCAAAUUGAAAAGGCAGGAAAUGGAAGAGAAACAGUGCGAGGUUGACUUUGCACCUAAGCCAGAUUCCUUCCUCGGUUUCCAGUCUCUACUAGAAAUGCUUCUAGAAACGUCCCUCAAAGUGAAAGGUUUCACUGAUUUGGAGCUUCGCGAAGAGGCGUUGGUGAUGAGUGCAGCUGGCACCGACACGUCGGCUGUCGCCGCAUCGUUCGCGCUCCUCAUGCUGGCACGGAACCCUGAGGUCCAAGAGAAGGUGUUUGAAGAAUUGAACGAAGUAUUGUACUGCCCAGAUAAAGCUGUAACGGCUGCAGAUCUUCCAAACCUCAAGUACUUGGAAGCUGUGAUAAAAGAAACGUUGAGGCUUUAUCCACCAGUGCCAAUAAUUGUCCGGACAGUUACCAGUGACACGAAGCUACCAUCUGGAGUGACAGUACCUGCGGGUACGGGCAUUUGCAUGCACAUCUGGGCGACCCACCGCAACCCUCGCUAUUGGGGCCCAGAUGUAGACUCAUUCAGGCCAGAGCGCUUCCUAGAGCCGCUCAAGCACCCCGCGCAGUUUGUGCCGUUCAGUUUUGGCGUGAGGAACUGCCUUGGGUAUCAAUACGCCAUGAUGUCCCUGAAGACAGUGUUAGCAACGGUCCUGAAAGAGUACCGUGUUCUGCCACCAGCUGAGGCCAACUUCAAAACCCUAAACGAACCCAUAAGGGUGAAAUACGACGUCAUGAUGAAAGCAGUGGACAUGUUUCAGAUACAAUUAGAAGUCAGGUCACCGACCAAUUCUAGAAACAUUGGAUGAUUGCUCGCGUGCUGUAGGAAAGGGAACAUUAUGUUUGUGUAAUAGCUUUAAAAACAUGUAAUUACUAUGGAACUUAUAAUUUGUAUGGAAUC
Cydia amplana is the source of this 1654-nucleotide messenger RNA. Its product is annotated as cytochrome P450 4d8-like. The transcript is spliced from 10 exons. NCBI's taxonomy places the organism in Eukaryota, Metazoa, Arthropoda, Insecta, Lepidoptera, Tortricidae. The record is from RefSeq and is a predicted model, not a curated record. Gene Ontology annotation, molecular function: heme binding; oxidoreductase activity, acting on paired donors, with incorporation or reduction of molecular oxygen; monooxygenase activity. Bases 30 to 1562 code for a protein of 510 amino acids.